This is a messenger RNA of Notodromas monacha, 2014 nucleotides long. The record is from the annotation of a GenBank genome assembly. Lineage: Eukaryota; Metazoa; Arthropoda; Ostracoda; Podocopida; Cyprididae.
GCAUACCAAAGGUAAUGAAAAAGCUAGUUCCACAUUUAUAGACACAAUUACUGUAUGUAAGGUACAGUACUUUGUGACCAACAUCUCAACAUUUUUCUGGAUAAAAACAGCCUUGUGGCAUUCAUAGUACUGUGCAGUAAUGGCCAUUCUAAUAAUGGUACCACCACAAUGAUCAGAUGUCACUGAUGACCAGACCAUAAUUUGGAAUUUUGUAUGCACAAGUGCUCCGCCUCUUUUGGUUUGCGAGCAUACGACAUCGAUCCCUAUUAUGGUACAAUUUUCAGGUCCCUGGAAUGUCAUCUUGGUUGCAUUCACGUGAAAUUGGAUUAACAUCGGUGACAAUCCGUCAGUCGCGGACAGCCGGUUGUAAAUUGGUGGCGAACCCACCAGCGUGACGUAACGGCGUGUGAGCAUCAUUAAUUCAUCUGUGUGAUUUGUGACGAUGUCGGACGGUCUUCUUAUUAUGGAAGACACGCUUGCCGUGGAUUUAAAUGAUCUGAUAUUAGGUGAUAGUUUCGAGGAACGAGUAGCUUCGUCUUCGAGCAUCCUCUCAGCGUCGGAAAAUUCUUCGCUAAGUUCUCCUGACGAAGUCCUGAAUGACCUUCCGAAUCUUAUCGCUAAUUUCUUGGACGAGUGCUCAUUCGUCCUGCCUCACCUCGAACCGACAGUGAUUCAAUCCUUCGUUCUUUCCAAAUGGGAUCACAUCUUGGGACCACGAGCAGUUCACGUCUGGAUGUUGGAUAGCACAGAAGAACCAGUGAUGGUAGGCGACGUGCCAUUGCCCAGUCGGUCAUCAGUGAUUGAUGCCGUCCAUUACGUUGUUGAUCAUUCUCUGAAUGCAUCUGAUGCCGGGGAAACAGUUCAUGGAAAUAAAAGUGCCCUUUACGUCGUCCCUCGUGAUAACCUUGUUAGCUUCGCCGUCUGUUUCCGAGUUGGGGAUAGACGCGGAGCAAAUCAUGUGGCGUAUUCUUUAUCCGUCAUCGUCGAGUCGAAGUGGCUACAAUUUGUGUGCGAUAUUCAACCCAUUCUGCAAACCGCCCUGCAAAUUCAAGCAGCGAAACUCCGCGUGUACUUCACGAGAGAUGUCCCUUCGGAUUCGACGAGCCAAGACUGGAUAUCUGCGACGUCAGUAUGUCUCGUUGACAUGUGUGUGAUGCUUUCUGCCUUACAAUCAAAUCCUCUGGAUAAAUUUAUUCCCAUCACUUCGAGUUUGGGAGAAGACAAUGAAUCUGGAAGCGGAAACGUCAUGAACCUCAUGGCGGACAAGCGAUUCUUCGAACGAGCUCUGACUGGUCAUUUGCAAACCGGAGGAAGAAGCUUGGUGUUAGGAUCUAACGAGAAGGUAGUUGCUUCUAUGCUGGGAAUUUUAUCCCUGUUUUUGACGAGAGAAGAAAGAGUUGCGUCAUCGGGACCCACUGGGUCCAGAAAGUAUUUUCCGCUGUUGCACAUGCAAGGAUAUUUGGUGGACUUAGUCGGUAUAAAUUACAUAACCGCCGCGUCAUUGAUGGAAUCUCCAUCUCCCAUCACAAUCAUUGACAUGAACAAGUCGCAGGUGCGCCAAACUGCGCUGAAGCAUCAUCAUGCCAAGCUGCACCAUCUAUCAGUGAAGAAUACACUGAUGUCGUUGAGAGAUCCGCAAUUGAGGAUGCCGCAAUUUUCUGAGACAAUUUUGCAUCAAGUUCGCGAGGAAAGCCCGUUAGUGAUCGGCCUUGUGAAGGAGAUCCUGAAAGUUCCUCCUGCAUUAUGGGAAUACGUUAUUGGCCUUUUCAUGCGAGAACUGAAUUGGAGAGCGUAUGCUUUGAUUCAAAUUGUGGAGGAUGAAACCAAUUGGAUUGCGCAAGAUAUUGACGUGGGUUCAGCCAAACAACCGAUGCAUAAAUACCUCCAAUCUCUCGUCACUGGCGUUUCCCCUUCGACUCCCCAAGAAGCAGAUUUCCUCAUCAUUCUUGCCAUGGCCGAUAAACUUUCACCAGGCAUCUUCAACUACGUAAUGAACAAGAAAAUUCCGCUGUAA